Molecule: messenger RNA, 1764 nt
Organism: Nakaseomyces glabratus
Lineage: Eukaryota; Fungi; Ascomycota; Saccharomycetes; Saccharomycetales; Saccharomycetaceae
Gene: TOM70
Product: protein channel TOM70
Biological process (GO): protein insertion into mitochondrial inner membrane; protein import into mitochondrial matrix
Cellular component (GO): mitochondrial outer membrane
Molecular function (GO): transmembrane protein transporter activity; protein binding
Source: RefSeq, a predicted model, not a curated record
AUGAGUUCUGACAGUAACACCGUUGGGUUUUGGGUAAAAAAUAAGAAAGCAGUGGUCGCAUCUGUUGCUACCGUUUCUGCCGUUGUGGCGGCUUAUUUCUAUUAUAAGCAAGUACAGGAGCUGAAGAAAUCAUUGGAUGAUGGCAAUGAUGUUGGUACAGCAUCAUCUAAAGUCGAGUACAAGUAUCUUAUGAUAAAUGAUGAGCCAGAUAUUGAGUUGAUGAAAUUAGCAGAGACUGCCGAAAAGAAUGAAUAUGCUUCUGAAUUAAAAAAGAGAGGUAAUGCCUAUUUUAAGGUCAAGGAUUAUGAAAACGCUAUAAACUACUAUAAGUUUGCUCUCCAGUUGAAAAACGAUCCUGUUUUCUACUCAAAUAUGGCAGCUUGUUAUAUAUCAUUAGAGCAUAAUAAAGAAGCUAUUGAGGCAUGUAGCAAGGCUUUGGAACUCAACCCUGACUACUCUAAAGUUCUCUUGAAGAGAGCCGCAGUCUAUGAAAAUAUCGGGAAGUUCGCUGACGCUUUGUUGGAUUUAACUGCAGUGUCGCUAAAUGGUGAUUACAAUGAUGCUACCAUACAACCUAUUGUCGAACGUGUUUUGAAUAAGCAAGCAAUGAUGGCAUUGAAGGAUCACCUUGAAGCUUCUGAAAAGAACAAAGUGCUACCUUCAUACACAUCCAUGGCUGCCUUUUUCGGUGUAUUCGAUGCGGAAACUGAUAUUCCAGGACAUGAUGCUACUGAAGAGUCGGACAAAAUAUUAUCGGACGCCUUGACACAUUUAUAUAGUCAAACAAAAGAAGGAUAUGACAGAUGCGACAGUGAAUUUACAAAAGCAACUGAAUUGUAUAAAGCAAAACUUGAGAAUGACAGAACAAAUAGUGUUACUAAUGAAAAGGCUGCUAUUGCUUUUGAACAUACUGCUAUCCUGAGCUUUUUGAAAAACGAUCCUUUAACUGCAAGAGAAUUGGUUGAUGAAGCAAUCAAGUUGCAUCCAAGACCAAAAUCUUAUAUCUACCUUGGAUUGUUAAUGGCUGACAAGGGCUUGGAUGAAGAAUACUAUAGUAACUUCCAGAAAGCUAUAGAUCUAGAUCCAAAUAUGGCAGCUAUCUAUUAUCAUCGCGGUCAAAUGAAUUUCAUAAUUCAAAAGUAUGAAAAGGCUGGGGAAGACUUCGACAAGGCUAAGGAAUGUGAUCCAACCAAUAUUUUUCCUUACAUCCAAUUAGCUUGUAUGUCUUAUCGUGAAGGACAUUUUGAUGAUUGUGAAACACUCUUCAGUGAAGCUAGAAGAAAAUUCCCUGAUGCACCAGAAGUCCCUAAUUUCUUUGCUGAGAUUCUCUCCGAUAAGGGAGAAAUCGAGAAGGCGGCUGCUGAAUAUGACAAGGCAAUUGAACUAGAAAGUAAAUCAGAAAACAUUCAUGUCGGUAUAGCACCAUUGGUUGGUAAGGCCACCACAUUACUGAAAUAUCCUACAGUGGAGAACUUCAUUGAAGCUGACGAUCUAUUUGAACAAGCUAACAAUGAAGACCCACGUUCCGAAAAGGCGAAGAUGGGCCUAGCUCAAUGCAAAUUACAACAAGAAGACUUAGAUGAUGCUAUUCGUCUGUUUGAAGAAGCUGCUAUAUUAUGUAGAACAUUGGAUGAGAAGCUCCAGGCAACUACUUUUGCUGAAGCUACCAAAGUUCAAAUGAGAGUUAGGGCGGAUGAAAGGUUACAAGCCAAAACCAUGAAAGCUUUGGAUGAAAUUCGUCGUAAUGGUGGACAAGGAUUUUGA